Molecule: messenger RNA, 989 nt
Organism: Drosophila suzukii
Lineage: Eukaryota; Metazoa; Arthropoda; Insecta; Diptera; Drosophilidae
Source: RefSeq, a predicted model, not a curated record
AGUUCAAUUACACAAGUAUACCCUAACAACUGAAUUUGUUAAAUAUGUAGAACAAUAAGUAUUACACUGAUCUCACUGCCCUUUGGAAAAGGUUUCAUCGCAUACUAUUUGCUUUGACAGCAUUUCAGUUUACUUCACAAUCGAUCAGGCCGGUCGCACGCCUACAAAUUGCAAUCCUAGUACAACCUAAAAUUCCUCAAAAUGGGUCUUGUGGACAAGUUUCUUAAUUGCAUUGACCUAAAGUACGGUGUCAUUAUAGUUGGGUUCGUGGAUAUAAUCUUGAGUAUGCUUUGCGGAAUGUAUUUGCCAUGGAUACGGCGUAAAGGCUAUUACGAUCAACGAAUCCUUACCGAAGCGCCAGUUACCUUCAGAUUCCUUUCGUGGCAUGAGUAUAGAUUCUAUACGGGGGUUGACUUUUACUUCAAUAGAUUCGGCUAUGCGAUGUAUAUAUUCUGUUUGGUUGUACUCAUUCUCCAUAUUGGCGCCUGUAUACUUAUCAUAACUUCCGCACUUUCGGAGCAAAAAUGGAUGUCUGCUCCCUACAUAGCCACUGCCCUAAUGCGCUUCGUUGUGUUACUCCUUAUUCUGACUUGGAUAGUUGCCAAGUCGUUUGACUGUACCACGAGUUUUUGGAUGAUAGGUCUAAGUCUGUUUUCAGCUACUUACUUUUGGCUAACCGUGGUUUCGUGGUAUAGCCCGCCGAACGUAGAAUAAAAUUAUUAACCGGAGUUAUUUAAAAUUAUAAGUAUUUACCCCACUGUAAAUCCUACAAGGCAGAAAAUUAAAUGGCUGCUCCCUAAAUUGUCACUGUCGCCAAGCGGUUCGAUGUGCUGCUCCUUACUUUGACCAAUCGUUUGAUUUCGCCACCAGUCUUUAGUUGACUGGUUACAGUACUCCCUCUAGCAUUUGGUUAUCCCUACUUUUGUGACGCAGCCGGCUGAUCGAAAACUGUAAUAAUCGGACGUUUUAAAAUUGUCCAGUACCCCUUC